CUUACCACCCGCCCCUCACCCGCCUUUGCACUUUGCACUCUAUUCGAGAAACGCGGGUUGAAAGGUUAUCUAAGUUUGCACGACAAUGACGCCCAGGACGAGGCAGAUGAUCAUGACGACGCUGAUAAUAACAACCACCACCGAACAAACUCGGGAGAAUCAUCCUCGUCGUAUUUCGACGCGCAGGAAGAGUUUGGAGACGCAGGGGAGGAGGACGCAUUGAGGCGUGCCGAUCCUCCUCAUCAACAACAUAGCAGCAGCACUCCAAGUACCUGGGGCGCCCACACGUUAGGGUCGUCUGGCUUUGCUUCGACCUCCAACUACUCUUCAAUGACAAACUCGAAUGGGAACGAGUAUUUUACAGAGGCAGACGCCGUGGAUGAGUACGGUCGGAAAUUCUCGAUCAGCUCCCAGGCGACUCUCGUCCCUUCAUCGCGGCCCACUACGACCUCUUCUCAAUCUCACCUGUACGUACCUCAGCAGAGAAGGGUGUCGCAACAACACCAACCCGUGUUGUCGACCAUCCAGGCGAGCGAGAGUGAGGGCCCUCACUCGAGCAGCCACGCCCAUGAGGGACCCCUAGACGAUGAAGAAGGCGUGCGAUACACCAGCAAAGAUGAUGACGAAGACCAGUAUUACCACCCCGACUCUUUUCCUCAGGAGUUGAGGGAGGGUGCAGGUGAACUGGGUGACGAUCCCUCUUAUUCACCCACCUCGCGUUCUUCGCCACUUCCUCCAGGUCUGCCCGCAUUCACCUCCCAAACUUCUACCGCUCAGGAGCGGGGGAGGCCCAAGACACCCUACCCCUUCCCCUCCACCGACAACGACCCCUCACCCUCUGACAAACGCAGCAAUUCAAAUAACCAGCCCAGUGAUAGUAGCAAUAAGG
Acaulospora colombiana is the source of this 889-nucleotide messenger RNA. NCBI's taxonomy places the organism in Eukaryota, Fungi, Glomeromycota, Glomeromycetes, Diversisporales, Acaulosporaceae. The record is from the annotation of a GenBank genome assembly.